Messenger RNA from Prunus persica (peach), 999 nucleotides. Its product is annotated as transcription factor ORG2. The transcript has 3 exons. Gene Ontology annotation, cellular component: RNA polymerase II transcription regulator complex. Gene Ontology annotation, molecular function: DNA-binding transcription factor activity, RNA polymerase II-specific; RNA polymerase II transcription regulatory region sequence-specific DNA binding; protein dimerization activity. The record is from RefSeq and is a predicted model, not a curated record. Lineage: Eukaryota; Viridiplantae; Streptophyta; Magnoliopsida; Rosales; Rosaceae. Gene Ontology annotation, biological process: regulation of transcription by RNA polymerase II. The coding region runs from base 43 to 771 and encodes 242 amino acids.
AUUUGGCCAAAACGCAGCCCCAAAUUAACUGAUCAUCACAUCAUGCUAGCUUUAUCUCCUCCUUUGUUUUCAACGAUUGCAUGGCCUUCAGAGGAUCUCUUAAGUCAUGACCAGAACUACUUCUACAGAGACAGUUCCAUUGAUCAAAGUGCAGAGUCCUUCCUUCAUAUCCUUCCAUCUCAUCAGCCGCAAGUUGACCUCGAUCGUUCCACUACUAUCAGCGGCGAUUACUCCGGCGUUUCCACAAUGGCGAAGAAGCUUAACCAUAAUGCUAGCGAGCGUGACCGUCGCAAGAAGAUGAACAGCUUGUAUUCCUCAUUGCGUUCACUGCUUCCUGUCGAUCAAGGGAAAAAAUUAAGCAUUCCGAAUACAAUUUCGCACGUGCUGAAAUACAUACCAGAGCUUCAAAAGCUAGUGGAGGGAUUAAUUCGAAAGAGGGGGGAGCUCUUAUCAAGAGCUUGUAAGCAAGAAGCUGCAAUGCAUGAGGAGAAGCGAAUAAAAAGCACAGCUCGGAGCUCAUCAUCUGCCGUUUCAACCUAUCGGCUUAGUGAUAGAGCAGUAGCAAUUCAAAUAUCUACCUUGAAGACCCACAACAAUCUAUUGUCUGAGAUAUUGCUAAAUUUGGAGGAGGAGGGGCUUCAAGUUCUAAAUGCUUCUUCCUUCCAGUCAUCUGGAGGGAGGGUCUUCUAUAAUAUACAUCUUCAGGUGGAAAGAGCUGACAGAUUAGAAUGCAAGAAUUUAAGCGAGAAGCUCAUGUCCUUCUAUGCGUGAGAAAAGGCAAGAGAGUUAUUUCCAUAGGAAUUUUGCAUGUAAAGUACUCGUUGAAAGUACCCAACUUCAUUGGUGAACAGGCCAAAAAUGGGUAAACAAUUUGUUAUGUCGAUAGGAACUCCCCGGUAUCGUCUCCACACCUAUGAGAACAUAUGUAUAAGUGUAUGAUUUAUAAGUUAUGUGUCAUACAUUUUAAUCUAACGAAGUUCACUUGAUAAUUAUCCUGGA